AUGCUCAACCUUAUAAGCGGUAGAAAGGCUUCUCGUGAUCAUAGCGCAGACAGUUCACGGAGUGCCAGCAGCUCCAAGAAGGUCGCCUUCGCGGAAGAGGCAAGGGAAAAGGGCGGCCCUAGCCCUGCCACUUUGCCCCUGGCAGCUGCAACAAAUCCUGCGAUCAUUGACUCAAUGAGAAACUUUGGCAGCUCUCUAAAUCCUAUGGCCAAGUUUGCUGGUAUAGGUGGGUUCAGGGGCUUCGGUCGGACUGCCUCCACCCCUGCUGCCCCAACCCUGAAGGACGGGAAAGCAGCUGCAACAGACGGGGGCGACCUGGCUACUGCCUUCCCCGACAUAGCGGCAGCUCUUCCCCCUAAAGAGACGCCAAAGAUAGCACCGCCUGUAAAGCGUUUCAUGGAGCUUCAGAACCCGGCCGAUCUUCGGAUCGGCGAGGUCCUUGAGCUUCUUAGAGACUACAGGAGGCUCGCCGGUGCUUUAAAAGAGAUGGAUGCUUUCAAGGAGUAA
Molecule: messenger RNA, 507 nt
Organism: Phaeoacremonium minimum UCRPA7
Lineage: Eukaryota; Fungi; Ascomycota; Sordariomycetes; Togniniales; Togniniaceae
Product: putative vps9 domain protein
Exons: 2
Coding region: 1-507 (168 amino acids)
Source: RefSeq, a predicted model, not a curated record